This is a messenger RNA of Alligator mississippiensis (American alligator), 2574 nucleotides long. Its product is annotated as putative methyltransferase DDB_G0268948. Gene Ontology annotation, molecular function: S-adenosylmethionine-dependent methyltransferase activity. The transcript has 6 exons. Lineage: Eukaryota; Metazoa; Chordata; Crocodylia; Alligatoridae. Bases 59 to 874 code for a protein of 271 amino acids. The record is from RefSeq and is a predicted model, not a curated record.
ACGAACUUCCUUCCCGCCCAGACGCGAGCGCUGACGUGAGGCCCGCGGCGUCCCCGCCAUGGCCGCCAGCCUCUUCGAGGGGAAGGCGCACGCGGCCAGCUACCAGCGCUACCGCCUCGCCCCGCCGCCGGAGCUGCAGCGGCUCCUCCUCGCCUACCUGCGGGACAAGAGAGCGAGCCCUGUUCAACUAGCAGUGGACAUUGGCUGUGGGUCAGGACAGGGCACUCAAGUGCUUGCAGCCCACUUUGAGAAGGUGAUUGGGAUUGACAUAAGCGAAGCACAGAUUGAAGAGGCCAAACAAGCUAACUCUCUCCUUAAUGUUUCCUACUGUGUUUCCAGUGCAGAGCAGCUGCCAUUUGAAGAUGGCUCAGUGGACCUCAUCACUGCCUUUGUAGCCGCCCACUGGUUUGAUCUGGAGAUAUUCAUGAAAGAAGUGGACAGAGUUCUCAGACCCGAUGGCUGCGUGGCCUUCAGCACCUAUACUUCAGACGUGCGUUUGCAAUAUAAAGACUGCUCUGAAAAGCUAACCGAAAUCUUCAGUGAGGCUGUCGAAAGGCUUUCUAAAUAUAGAGAUGAACGAGUACACCGUGUCCUUGACGGUUACAAGGAGAUAUAUGCAUCCCUGCCUUUUAAAGACAAGAAGAGAGUUACUGAUAUCUUUGGUAAACUUUCCGUGUCUGUUGCUGAUGUAAUUGGUUAUUUCCAGACCUUCUCAAUGUAUCAGACCUUUCUGAGGAGUGAUCCUGAAAGAGCAAAAGCCCUUCUCCUAGAAAUGGAGCAGAGGUUCCUGGAGACUAUGGGAGUUUCCUCUAACGAAACCCAGGUUGAGUUGUGGAUUAGCAAUGUGUGUGUUCUAGGCCACAAGGGACCAUGAAAAGAAAGUCCAGCUGUGAUCUGUACGCAGAAGAGAGAUUCUCUUUUAACACUGUAUAACUGAUGUUUAUUAAUAAGCUGUUGUUAUCACCUGAGAAGAUUCUUUUAUGACCUUGGUCCACCUCUCACUAGGCUCCUGGACCCUCACUGGCCCCAUACUCUUCACUUCUCAAUCUGGGUUCUGGACCCCUCCUUGGGUCCCUAGGAACCUUCUCCUCCCCAAACCUCCAGACUGCUGUUACCCUCCAUGUUAACCUUCUGGAGCUGGAGCCAUCCUGCUGAGGUGGUGUUCUCCCAGCAGGUCAGGGCCAGGACUUAUACCUGCUGGCUCCCUGGUUCAGCUGACCCCCCUCCCCUCCCCCCCAGUUAGCCCUGGCCUGCACUUGCCAGCAGCCUUGCAGGCUGCCUGGCCUCUUAAAGUGGCAGGCACCCCUAGUGCCCUUCCACAUAUGGAAUAAACAUCAUAUUGUCUAUAAGACAAGAAAUUAAUAUUAUAUCACUACAUAAAAAUAGCUUGCAGUACGCUAAAUUGUUGUAUGCAAUGCUGUAUUAUUGGGAAGAAAUAAAUGGAAUCUGUAAGUGUUAGCAUUGUAGGAUGAUGAUACAAUAGAGACAUCUUUCACCUAUUGACCUCAACCUCAGAAAGCUUCAAAAGGUAGAUAAGAGUAAUUGUGCUCCAGAAAAAGUAGGCACAGUCUGGAAUAUGCCAGUUGAAAAACUUAUGAGCAUAAUUUCUGAAGAAUGAAUCUCAGUUGAGCACCAAGAAAAAGGGAUGAGAAUAUGCCAGACAUCUCAGCACACUGAUUGCUGAGCACUUUUCAGUAUCUGACCCCAGCUCUGGGUACUGAGCACAUAAAAACACAAUCCUUAUUGUUCCAGGGUACAGGUAAUGACUAGUAAAGUACUGUAGAGCUGUUAUGCAGUAAGCUGAGGGCAUGGACACAUGUACAUUUGGAGCCCUUUCAAAAGGGCAGCAACUGCUACGUUCAAAUUGUUGUGUGUGAAAUGCCUGAGAAUGAUUCAAAUGGACCAAAACACUAGUUUUUUUUAUCCUGGAUGAAGCUGUGUCAAACAUUAACAAUUAAGGUAACCAAAUGUAUGAAUGUAUGUUUGCUAACAUAUACAAAUAAUUUAAAACACAAAGGCAGUCUUAAGAAUGGAAAAAACAAAGCAGCCUUGACAGGCCACAGUAAAUAACUGAACAAGGGUCAAAAGGCAAGCCAUAAAGAAGAUAAGAAAUCUAUCCUUCUGCUACCUCAAAAAUAUAACUUUUAACUGAUUAACAAGAUCUUGAUUAAAGUAAAGAUUACCAGAUGAUUAACAGACUGGGGUCAGACAUCUAAAAAUAAAGAGCCUUUCGCUAAAUUGAUCCCUUGACCCCUUUCCCAGGGCUCCUAAAAAUAUGUUUCCAUCAAGUUCCAAAAGUUCCAGUGAAACAAAUUUAUAUAAAACCAAUCAGAGAUCAAUUAUUAGCAUAUCAGAUUAGCCAUCUAUAAAUAUUGGGCCUGAGGCAAGCAACAAGUUGGACCUUUUUGAAGCUCAGGAAUAAAAAACAACUUAGCGGGAGUCCUCUGGAAAGCAAAGAUGCCUGGCUAUAAGACCUGUUCUUCCCAAAUCCAAUGUUGCAUAAGCAUCAUCUUUAUUAAUACCAAUAAGUCUUUGUCUUGCGUAUCCUAAUAAAGAUGUUGAGUGUGACUGGAA